UAUGGAUUAUUAUUCGUUUUAAAUACAGAUUGGUUUAUGGGCCGCUACAGUUCAAGCUAUUUAAACAGUGGUGCAAAGUUUGACACCUUUUUUUCCAUAAUUUAGCAAUUUCCUUUGACGGUUUUGUCUAAACAGUUAUCUUUUCCUCCCUCAUUGUUACUCUUUUAGCAACAAUGUAACUCAGCAAGCUGGUGUUCUUGACUUUACUGUGAUUUUUUUAAUAUUUGUAAUGCAUUAGCCGUGGUUAAACUUCACAAACGAGGAUAGGACUGGCGUUUGGGAAUGCGUGAUAAAUUAAAACCAGAUGUUAACGAGUAGAGGAAGCCGAGAGAGAACGCUACAGCUAACUGUUGUCUUACUUUCACGCUAACAAUAGCUGACGGCUCUGUAGCGGAGGAUUACGGUCAGUCUCGGUCUGUUUGUGGGCUGAGAGAAGAGAAGAGGAGUUACAGAGGGGGAAAAAAAAUCAUUUUUUUUACAGAGAGGUCCAGGAAGUCUGAAACCGCUACGUUUGCAAAACGCCGAAGAGUCAGUGGAUGGACAGAAAAAAAUACACCCGGUUAACCUUUGAGCUUUCUUCCUUUAUCCUCACUAGAAGAAGUCACAAGACGAACUCCAGUAUAACUUUACGGAUGACAUUCCAAACGAGACUUCACGUUCAGGACAAAGUGAGGAGGAAGACACAAACAUCAUGUCCUCUGUAUAUUUCAGUCCUGGGUCAGAUGCAGGAGUGAAUGGGAACAUUGCAAAGAUGGAGGAUGCUAUGGUGGAGAUUGAUGAUGGGAAGGAGGAGAGUGAGUUUCCAGACACAGUGUAUCACAAUAUCCGUAAGAAGAUAUCCCCCUUUGUUAUGUCCUUUGGAUUUCGUGUAUUUGGAGUAAUACUGAUCAUAGUGGACUUUGUGCUGGUCAUUGUGGAUCUUUCCCUGCCUGCAAAGAGCAGAGAUGUUGGAAACGCCAUAGAGGCUGUGUCCCUUACUAUCUCCUUCUUUUUCCUUCUGGAUGUCCUCCUGCGGAUUUAUGUGGAAGGGUUUAAAGUUUACUUCAGCUCCAAGAUGAAUAUUGUAGAUGCCUGUGUCGUGGUCAUCACACUGGUGGUCACCAUGAUCUACACCUUCUCUGACUUGUCAGGAGCCAGUCUCAUUCCCAGGGUGGUGACAUUCCUCCGUUUCCUGAGAAUAAUCAUCCUGGUGAGGGUUUUCCGACUAGCAGCUCAGAAGAAAGAGCUAGAGAAGGUCACCAGAAGGAUGAUUUCUGAGAACAAACGGCGUUACCAGAAGGAUGGAUUUGACCUUGACCUCACCUAUGUCACUGAUCGUGUCAUCGCCAUGUCAUUCCCCUCUUCUGGGAAGCAGUCAUUGUACAGAAAUCCAAUCAAGGAAGUUGCAAGGUUCCUAGACACUAAACAUGAAGACCACUAUAAAGUUUACAACCUGUGCAGUGAGAAAGGCUAUGACCCCCAGUUCUUCCACUACAGGGUCGAGCGAGUGUUCAUCGACGACCACAACGUCCCCUCAUUGGAGGACAUGCUGAAAUACACAGCGAAUGUGAGGGAGUGGAUGUCUGCUGAUCCCAAAAACAUCAUUGCCAUUCACUGUAAAGGAGGUAAAGGACGCACAGGUACAAUGGUGUGCACCUGGUUGAUCGACAGUGACCAGUUUGAGAGUGCACAGGACAGUCUGGAGUAUUUCGGGGAAAGGAGGACAGACAAGAGUCGGAGCUCCAAGUUUCAGGGGGUGGAGACUCCUUCUCAGAGCCGGUAUGUGGGUUACUACGAGAUCAUGAAGACCAAGUUCAGCAGACAGCUGCCUCCCCCUAAAAGUCUCAGGAUCAAGAGCAUCCGCAUCCACUCCAUAGCAGGUGUGGGUAAAGGUGACGGUAGUGAUCUGAAGGUGAAGAUAAUAGUGAAGAAAGAGCAGGUGUUUCAGUGUGUGUGUGCCAAACAGGAGAACUGCACAGUGUUUCCUGAUGUGGGGAACAACGCAGCAGUCAUUAGCCUGCAGAAUGGGCCUGUGGUUGAAGGCGAUGUGAAGGUCAUGUUUGAGUCAAGUGCUGGUCUUCCUAAAGGGUACGAAGAUGUCCCAUUCUACUUCUGGUUCAAUACCUCCUUCAUAGAAGAUGAUAAGCUGCAUCUACCACGAGAAGAGCUCGACAACCCACACAAACCCAAGACCUGGAACCUGUACAAAGAGGACUUUGGCGUCACUAUGUUCUUCUCAGAACCAUAAUAAAAGGCCUUUUACAG
Messenger RNA from Cheilinus undulatus (humphead wrasse), 2244 nucleotides. RefSeq names its product transmembrane phosphatase with tensin homology (gene tpte). NCBI's taxonomy places the organism in Eukaryota, Metazoa, Chordata, Actinopteri, Labriformes, Labridae. Bases 692 to 2227 code for a protein of 511 amino acids. The transcript is spliced from 19 exons. Gene Ontology annotation, cellular component: cytosol; membrane. Gene Ontology annotation, molecular function: phosphatidylinositol-3,4,5-trisphosphate 3-phosphatase activity; protein tyrosine phosphatase activity; monoatomic ion channel activity. The record is from RefSeq and is a predicted model, not a curated record. Gene Ontology annotation, biological process: transmembrane transport; protein dephosphorylation; monoatomic ion transport.